GAUAUAAGCACCGCGAAAGCUCAAAGAUUCAGAUUACAAAUCCAACAGGAUCCUCACCUCCAGCAGCCAAUUUUUUUUUAGACGAAUACGAUCCAGCCUCAAGCGACACUUUACGCCUCUCAGAAACUCUUCUUCAGAAUAUUUGCCCCGCUACCCAAUCCAGUUUGAGGGAUAGCUGAGAGAAUCUAACCGUUCAUAAUGCUCUUCUUCAGCUUCUUCAAGACGCUCAUCGACCACGAGGUCACUGUGGAGCUCAAAAACGACAUCCAGCUCAAGGGCAUGCUGAAAAGCGUGGACCAGUACCUCAACAUCAAGCUGGACGACAUUCAAGUCGUCGAGGAGCUAAAAUACCCUCACCUGAGCUCUGUGAAGAACGUCUUCAUUCGGGGAUCUGUCGUUCGAUAUGUCCACCUCCCAGCGGCUUCGGUCGAUACUCAGUUGCUGGAGGAUGCUACACGGAGAGAAGCUGCUGCUCAGCAAGCCAAGGCGAAAUAAAUGGAUCCUGGUAUAGAGAGGCGUUGGUUUACCAGCUGAAGAAAGAGAUGGUUGGCGUUUGCAUACGAUAAAUCAUGUAAUUCUGGGUCGGGAGCAUCGGAGAAUGGUAAUAUCUUUACACACUUUGUGGUGCAGGAUCGCUGGGGUUUGUUGCGAGUAUAAAAGCAGUCAUUUGGCGUUUCUCAUGGCAUGGGCAACGGACCAUCAGAUUUUCUUUCCCCCGGCAUCAUUUUUUUGGACGUUUUAAUAAAAAUUUAUGAUAUCC
Trichoderma atroviride IMI 206040 is the source of this 760-nucleotide messenger RNA. RefSeq lists its product as uncharacterized. Gene Ontology annotation, biological process: mRNA splicing, via spliceosome. Gene Ontology annotation, cellular component: precatalytic spliceosome; P-body; U6 snRNP. Lineage: Eukaryota; Fungi; Ascomycota; Sordariomycetes; Hypocreales; Hypocreaceae. Gene Ontology annotation, molecular function: RNA binding. The record is from RefSeq and is a predicted model, not a curated record.